CUUUCCGCACACACACACACACACGCGUAAAGCGCACACACACGGAGCCGUAUACAUGCCACAUACCGCGCGCGCGCUCACUCCAGACUCCGGAGCCUGGAGAGAAAAGAAGGUAAAAAAAAACCAAUAAUCCCAGAGUUUUCGACCCAGACCCGCGCGCGUUGUUCCUCAAUCUCCUAAUCUGGAUUAUUAUGCUUAAGAUUUGACGUUCUUUUUUGUUUUGUUUUGGUUUUUAUUUGUAUUUUGUCCUUUGGCGCGCGCUCGCGCUCGCGCUGUCUCGGAUGACUCCCUGCACCGGAAUGCGCCGCGGACGCGGCACGCGUGGCUUGGGGAUACAGCGCGAGACCGUCCAUGUAGAUUCAUCAUCAUAACUAAGGCAGCCAUCCUCUAACAGCGUCCCUCAAGUGCCCGAGACCACUGUAAAGCCUCGCUCUUCCAUUCACUAUAUUCUUCUGUUCCGCUCUCCCUCCAUCUCCCGCUCUACAUGGAGGCAGGGCGAUUAUGGAGACAGACUGAAAGUCCGCUCACAGGGAGCUUCAACGCAUCAGAAUCCCAAAUCCCUUUGGCUCCGACACUGUCGAGGAUGAUGGACAAUCAGUCAUACAGCAUGUCAAACCAGACCGUGCCGUUUUUCGGCAGCAGCAUGGUGAUGACGGCGGCCAUAUCUGUGACCGUGUUCAUCGUGGGUCUCAUAGGUAACACUCUGGCCAUCUACGUGGUUCUGCGCUACGUCAAGAUGAAGACUGUGACCAACAUCUACAUCCUGAACCUGGCCAUUGCUGAUGAGCUUUACAUCCUUGGCCUACCGUUCCUGAGUACUCAGAAUGUCCUAUCCUACUGGCCGUUCGGAUCCUUCCUGUGCCGUGUAGUCAUGACAACCGAUUCGCUCAACCAGUUCACCAGCAUCUUUUGCCUCACGGUUAUGAGCAUCGACCGUUACCUGGCUGUGGUUCACCCGCUGCGCUCCAGCAGGUGGCGUCGGCCCCGUGUGGCCAAAAUGGUAAGCGCUGCAGUCUGGGCCACGUCGUUCGUAGUGGUUCUGCCUGUGGUGAUCUUCUCUGACGUUCAGGACAUGUUCAAUUCCUGCAACAUGAGCUGGCCUGAGCCGCGCAACCUUUGGCCAGUAGCAUUCAUCCUUUACACAUCUGUGCUUGGCUUCUUCGCACCGUUGCUCGUGAUAUGCGCAUGCUACAUCCUCAUCGUCGUGCGGGUGAAGGCUUCGGGAGCACGGGCCGGAUUCGGGAGGCGGCGCCGCUCCGAGCGUAAGGUGACGCGCAUGGUGGUGGUCAUCGUGGUGGCUUUCGUGCUCUGCUGGCUGCCCUUCUACAUGAUCAACAUUGUCAACCUCAUAUUCAUCCUGCCUGAGAACAGCGUGAUGGUGGGCGUCUAUUUCUUCUCAGUUAUCCUCACCUACGCCAACAGCUGCGCCAACCCGGUUCUCUACGGCUUCCUGUCCGAUAACUUCAGGCAGAGUUUCCGGAAGGUUCUGUGUCUACGCAGGGCUAACGGUGUGGAGGACGGGGAGCCGAGCGCACCACGCACUGACAAAACGAGCGCCUUCGAUGGCUUCCUUCCUGUCAGGAACGACCAUUUUAAUGGGCAUGUGCAGAACAACCAGGACAUGCAGUUGGAGCCGUGCUCUGGUGAAACAUCGAAACCAGUGAAAUCUAAAGUGAUUGGCCAGUCCUCACUUUAAACCCCACCCCCUUUCUCACUCACUUUGUCUCCAUGCCAUCACAAUUCUUCCCUGUCUCUCUGUCCAUCCACCCAUAUGGUCUGUCUGUCAUUUCUUCCUGAUGAAGGUGGAGCCUCAGACCCCGACUCCACCCACCGACACUCCAUCCUUGCUGACAGAACAGCUCAGCCUUCAACCUCAUCCAGGUCCAUGACCUCUGGUGAGUAGAGGAUUGUGGGUACAUGGUCGUGACUGGAACGCCCAGCAGGAUGGAGGAAGGUGGAGAGGUUGUGUUGUCUGUGCAAACUGCAGGAGGCAAGAACGAGACGUGAGUGAGACAUACAUGCUGAGAGCUUUACGAACUUCGCCAAUGUUCACCGAGGAAGUCAGCAAUCCUCGGUGUGAGUCAGCGGUGUACCGGGAUGAAGUGAAGGCUGCUGCUCCUGAUUGACCAGAGAUGCCAAUUUCUGACAAACUCAUAGCAUAUCACACACACACACACACACACACACUCACAUUACAGAAACAACAAACCACAGGCUUUCUUUCUGUUUGUCAGGUUAUAGCUUGUCUCAGAAUCCCAGACCCUGCUAGCAACUGCUGCUCCGUGUCUCUCACGCUGCUCCCCCUAAGGACCUCAGACUCAUUGACUCAAAUGUUUCAGCAUGUGUUUUUUCACAUGAACUUCAGCUUCAAGCUUGAUCAAGACCACAACAUUGUGGACACACGUCAUCCCAAAUUGUCCAUGACGUUCCUGGAACACUCACAGACUCAUCGACUCUGUAUGUUUUAAACACAAUAACUAAUUUUGACCAAAAAAAAAAAAAAAGAAAGAAAGAUGCCUCCAUCUGAGUUCAGACCAAAUAUUUCAUCCCUCUUUCACCAGCAAUGUUGCGUCUUUGUGACAGACAGGAUGCAGUAUGAGUGAGUUGUCUGCUGAUGGGAUGCUGUGUUAUCUAGCCUCACUCCUGGACUUCUGCUUUCACCUACCUAAUACAAGAGUGAGAUUUGGGGCGUUGCCUUGGGAAUGUUGGGCCUUGCAAGCCUUUGGAAGCCAUAACUGUGUGAUCCAUUAUCUGCAUGAUUGACUUUUAUUAAAAAAAGUGUGAGCUCUUUUUUAUCUGGAAGGCCAUGCUUUCUUUACUGGGACUGACACACAGAGGCCAAGCCUCCUUCAUUAUGACUGACACUUAGAGGCCACACCUCCUACAUUGGGAUUGACACUUAUAGGUCACACCUCCUUCAUUGGGACUGACACUUACAGGCUACACCUCCUUCAUUGGGACUGACACUUAUAGGUCACACCUCCUUCAUUGGGACUGACACUUAGAGGCCACACCUCCAUUGGGACUGACACUUACAGGCUACACCUCCUUCAUUGGGACUGACACUUAGAGGCCACACCUCCAUUGGGACUGACACUUACAGGCCAUUAUUAUAUCCUUAUAAAUAUUGGCAUCCGAUUGUAAAUCUGUGAAUAUUCUACAGCCCAGUUUAAUGUGAUUUAUUUUUAUAUGUGCAGUAGGUUUUUGAGAGAGAGAGAGAGAGAGAGAGAGAGAGAGAGAGAGGUGCUGCUGUAAGGACACAAUGUAUUACAGUGUAAAUGGGUUGAAGUGCCUUUUCCGAGUCAAAGGGAUGAAGUGGUGUCACAGUACUUGAUGUACAGACAAUCAGCUGCUUGCCUUAUGUGGCUUGUUUGUCCUAAUAUCUUGUUUAUAUGUGUCUUUUUCCCUCGCUGCAUGCAUUUCUGCCCACGCCCCUCCCAUCCCCACCCUCAACCCGCCCCUCCCAUCCCCACCCUCAACCCGCCCCUCCCAUCCCCACCCUCAACCCGCCCCUCCCAUCCCCACCCUCAACCCGCCCUUAACCCCGCCCUUUUACCAGGUCUGUUUGUUUUUUAAAAGACUGUAUAAAAAUGUUUGCAGAUAUUAAUUUGUGUUUGUGAUCAAACAUUGGUCUGGUCAACCUUUUCCUCUGUUACAAUUUAUAUCGAUGUGUAAAAUCCUUGUAUGUAAACUCUACAUACUGUAUCUCACACACACACACACACACACACACACACACACACACGCUUCUCAUCACUUUACCAGAAUCUGUGAAAGAAUUUUUUUUCUGUGUUACUACAAAAGUGUUUGAUUAAUGUGUGUGUGUGUGUGUGUGUGUGUGUGUGUGUGUGUGUGUGAUAUGUGAUAUGUUUUGUUGCUGUAUAUGCUACAAAGAUUGUGUAUCGCUCAGUUGAUGUCUAAACUUGUAUAUCACUUUGGUUGGUUUGUGUGACAUCACGUCUCUCACAAGCACAAAGAAAGAAGAGCAGCUAGAUAAAUGAUCACGCUGUUGCGAACAAACGCAGAUUAUUCAGGACAUUUGGGGAAAACGACUUGCAAUCUCUCUCCACUUAGAGACACGGUUUGUUUCACAGCAUGACACAAAACCAGCAGGUUCUUGUUCCCUCACCCACCUUUCUGUAUUCUCUCUCUGAAACUAAAUAAGACAAAAUAAAACCACACACAGCUUGUCACAUAAAGAGUCUCCAAAACAAUUUCCAGCAUUUCCUCCGACUGCUUACAGAACGCUGACACUGGAGACUCCUUCCAAACAAAUGUGGAGUAUCUGUGAUACAAGUGCCUGUGAAUUAACUGUGAUUUACUGUGAUUUAAACAAUGACGUGUGAGAUGGUUAAAGCUGCUGAGAAAAUGAAUCAACACAUUCUGACCAAUCAGAAUGCAGCAUCGCUGUACAGUAACACAAAUCCUGUAAUUCUUAGAAAUUUUAAGGAAACAUCCAGAAAAUCAUCUUAGCGCUACUCAAUAGGGUGUUUCAAAUAAACGGUCCCCUGGUUCCUAGUAAACCCCGUUUACACAGAAUCCUGGGUAGUUGUGUAGUUGUGACUUCUUGUUCAUUGAGCUCUCCUGACUCAACACCUCCGCUUUGUACAGAAGUGUUUAUUUUCUUUUUGCCAAUAAAAUAUUGCAUCACAA
Tachysurus vachellii is the source of this 4653-nucleotide messenger RNA. It is a transcript of the gene sstr5, whose product is annotated as somatostatin receptor type 5. The record is from RefSeq and is a predicted model, not a curated record. Gene Ontology annotation, cellular component: neuron projection; membrane. The transcript is spliced from 3 exons. Bases 485 to 1696 code for a protein of 403 amino acids. Gene Ontology annotation, molecular function: somatostatin receptor activity; neuropeptide binding. Lineage: Eukaryota; Metazoa; Chordata; Actinopteri; Siluriformes; Bagridae. Gene Ontology annotation, biological process: regulation of insulin secretion; neuropeptide signaling pathway; cellular response to glucocorticoid stimulus.